Messenger RNA from Drosophila innubila, 1524 nucleotides. It is a transcript of the gene Eip63F-1, whose product is annotated as calcium-binding protein E63-1. NCBI's taxonomy places the organism in Eukaryota, Metazoa, Arthropoda, Insecta, Diptera, Drosophilidae. The transcript has 7 exons. Bases 455 to 1042 code for a protein of 195 amino acids. Gene Ontology annotation, molecular function: calcium ion binding; enzyme regulator activity. The record is from RefSeq and is a predicted model, not a curated record.
UUAACGUCAAACAUUUUGAUAAAUAAUAAAUUAUUUAUAGAGCUUUUUGUGGCGUUUUGUCGGUUUGUUUUUGCCUUUCACUUAUAUGGCAGCACUUUGUGAUUUCUUCUAUAUUUUUGCCAACAAUUUAAUGGACGAUUUACUAAUUGAUUGCACGCGGCGCAUUUAACAAAUUAAAUUGUACAAACAAAAUUUAAAGUGCUAAUGAGAAUAAAAAAGAAAAUAUUUUACGAAUAAUUUGCACAUUUGCGAAAGAUUUAAACACAUCGUUAACGGCAAAACAAAACCUGUUUAAAUAUUGAUCUGCAGCAAAAUCAACACCCAAAAAUAUCUAGGGCACAUAUAUAAAUAUUACACAUACGCCACCGCACCGGCUCAUUGACUUACCCCGCUUGCUCCCUCCAUCUCUCACACUCACUGUCUCUCUUCAAUCUUGCACUACCAUCUAUAUUGAAUGAGCCCAAUGAGUGGACUACGUCAGCAGCUAAAGAUGCUGGGAACAGCGCUGCUGGGCAAACGUGCCACAAAGCCUGUUAAAAAGAAACCAUUUACAGAUGUGGAAAUUACAGAUCUACGUACAGCAUUCGAUUUAUUAGAUAGAAAUCGGGAUGGACGCGUCACAGCAAAUGAGUUGCAGUUUAUGCUCAAGAAUCUGGGCAUAAAUGUGCGCGAUGAAAUCAUACAUGAUCUCAUACGGGAGGCAAGCCAUUCAGGAAACGGUUUAAUCAACGAGGCCGAGUUCCUGCAAUGGGUUGGCAGAAUCCAGGCGCUGCGAGACGACCAGCAACAGCACGAUGACAGCGCCAGCACCGCCAGCAAACCCGUGGAUGAGGCCGAUGAUGUCACCGAAGACUUAAUAGCCGCAUUUAGAGUAUUCGAUCGUGAUGGCAAUGGAUUUAUUACACGAGAUGAGCUCCAAACCGCAAUGGAAAUGAUUGGGGAGCCAUUGAAUGAACAGCAACUGGAGCAGCUGCUGACAAUUGCCGACUUGGAUCAGGAUGGACGCAUUAAUUACGAGGAGUUUACGAGACUUUUGCUCUAAGUCCAGAAAUGAGCGCAAUUACAAAAGGAUGGCAAAAGGAUUAACAAAUGCAACUUAAUUAUUAAGCGAUUACUAACAUACUCAGACAACAGAAUUAAAUAAAUGUUUUAUACAAAAAAAAGUUGAAAAGAAAAACAUAAAUAUAUAUUGAUAAUUAUGUUAAGAGCUUGGAAGGAAUUAGAAGGAACACAAGCACACACACAUAUAUAAAUCUCAAUUUGAGUUGAAAUUCAUCACACACACACACUCACAAAAUUAGUUUCUAAAUCAUUUGUAAAAAUACAAAAUUCUGGAAAUUCAUAUUUUUUGUACGACUUAAGUUAAUAUUUGAAACAAUCUAUAAUUAAUGCAUAAAUUAUAUAAUUAUAUGAAAUCGUAACACACACACAUACACACAUACAAACAUAUAUAUAUGCAUAUUCGGAUAAGUCUGAGCGCGUGAGUGAUAUUGUGUUUAGGGUGCUGCAACAACAAAAAAAAGA